This is a messenger RNA of Cherax quadricarinatus, 7460 nucleotides long. The record is from RefSeq and is a predicted model, not a curated record. Lineage: Eukaryota; Metazoa; Arthropoda; Malacostraca; Decapoda; Parastacidae.
AAGUAUUUUUUUCUUCAGGGCAGAAGAUCCCUUUUACAUGGCACACCAAGAACUAGUAGAUGAAGCUUCAAACCAAGAUGUACAUUCUAGAAGAAGGGAGACACUUCACAUGAAAAUUCAGCAAGAGAGAAAAAUCUCAUAUAAAAUUGGUAACAAAAGAAGUCGAAGGUAUGCAAGUAAUGAAUCGAUAUCUUCCGAGCCAGUGCAUAGCGAGUCCAGUUUGUGUGGUUCACAAGAUUCUGAUGCAGACGAAAACAGUAGUAGUAGGUAUCUUGAUAAGAAUGGUCAGCUGCCAGAUUUGGACACACUUCUAAAGACAAUUAAACAGCCAGUUCUCACUCCAUAUGUACCUGAAAAAUCAAAUACAAAUAUACAUGAUUAUCUAGAGCCUGAUGAAAUUGGUCAUAUUAAUCACAUGAUUAAGAGUCUUUCUGAUGCAGUGUUAAAUAUUAGUUUACCAGAUACAUUGUAUAAAAAUAAAGGUUUCACCCCACUGGAUUAUAUGGAUAUUCACUUGAAUGCUGUUAUAAGGCAAUUUUUCUUUGUUUUCAAAAAUGAAGAUUUUUUGAAUCUUACUUUACCAGAUCAAAUUGCACUGCUGAAUGGAUGCUCAUUGAGAGCAGUGUGUUGUGCUGGGUUGUACCUUUUCAAUAGAGACUCAGGAUGCUGGUAUAUUCCAGGUUCAACUAGUAGAAUUAACCACCCUGUUGUACAUGUUUCAGACUUACUUAAAGUGUACCCUCAGUACCUGGUCAACAGGCUCUUUGAACUGAAUAUGGUAGCUUCUAAAUUGGGUUUUGAUUGGCCAAUUGGAGUUAUUACAAAUUGCAUUCUUAUGUACACUCCAAUUAAGAAACUUAUCCAAGAAAUGGAUAAGGUAGAUAUCCUAAGGAACAAAUACGUAAAUCUCUUGUUAAAAUACAUUUCCUGGAAACAUGGGCACCACAAUGCAUCUUUAAUAUUUCCCGAAAUGUUAAAAGUCCUGGAUGCAUUAUUACUACUUGUUGAGGAUUUAUCAACAAUUACCCUCAAUCUGAGUGAGGAUGAGGUUGUGGCUGUUGAAGAGAGAUUGUCCUCUCUUACAUUAAUUCAAACAGCACCCCUAAAAUGUCAUUCAGGUAAGUUCAAGGAAACAAUUGCUUCAUGGUCAUCUUUGGAUUGUGUAAAGCUUGAAGAUAUUCAGAACAGAUUGUGCAUGGCACUGCAGCUCAGCAUGCUGGACUCGAUCCAGUCAAGUACUGCAGAGUAUUGGACAACAAGCAGCAUGUUUUAUACCUCUAGUUUGCCGCGAGAUAAUUUUCUCACUGAACAUAAAAAAAAUACUCAGAUUAUAUCUUCCUCUAAGAAGAGCUAUAAGAAAAAUCAGAAGUACAAUCAGAUAUCUCACAUAGAUUACAAAUUAACACAGCCAUGCAAUAAAACCUCAAAAAUUAACAAUUUUCUGUCUGAAAAAGAUUUGUUGUUGUUGAGAAGGUUUUUGGAAGAUGUUACUGUUAGGGAGAACUCUUUAUUAGUGCAAAAUAUUAGGGAAAGAAUGGAUUCCAAACAGAUUCAGCUAAUAAUAAAAAAAUUAUGUUCAUAGAAGUGUUAAAGGCUUAUUGUUGCUAUUGCUGAAAUGUAUAUAUUGUUCAAAAAAAUAUUUAUUGUUUUAUAUUCCUAAAUACAAACAUAAAAUUGUUGCUGUAGAAGCAUUUUAUUUGGUUAAGUCUUAAUCAUAAUUUAGUAUAGUACAUGACUUGUGUAAGGUACCUGGGCUCAAGGGUGCCAGGUUUGUGUUGUGAACAUGUAAUUGACUUUGUACUUGUUAAGAGAAGACUAUAAUUUCACCUGAUAUAGUGCUGAAUUAAUGCUUUUGUUUCAGAUACAGUAACACUGUGUAACUACCAUAUUACAGACUGAAUAAUUCAUGCAUGGUAUUUUUUAUCUUAAUUAUGUUGGACAGUUAUCCAGUGCAACAGUUUCCAGCAUCAGCGUCACAUUUGUUGUUGUUUUUCACAUUGUGUAACUCUCCGUUAGAUUAGUAGCUAUACAGUAGAAAAUUAAGUUUUUCAAUGAGCAUUAAUCAAAGAAGUAUUUUUAUUGUACAGUACAAAGUAAUACUGUACAUGUGGCUUAACACAACGUUACAUGUAAAAUUUCGAUUAUGUAUGGUACAACAGUGUAUUGAUGAAUUACUUGAAGCAAAAUGUAUUGCUCUGCUUUUGUAUCGGGACAAAGUAGUAUCUUAUAAGAGAGAAUAAUAUAAUUGAAGUCUUUGUACAUUUUACAUAAUCUAAUUUUAUGAAGUUUGUAUAGAUUUUUUCAUUGUUUUAUAAUUGUCAUGCAUCCUGUGUUAUAGCACCAACUUGUAUAUUUAUAUGGUUGCUCUUGUUCACUUGUCUAUCUGUUGGUACUGUAAUGUAUUUUCUUGAGAAAAUUCUUGUCCUAAUUCGGAAAUUCUCUCAAAACAUUUUAGUGAUAGACUAGGAAGAAAAUUGCAAAGUUAAGCAUGCUUGGUUAUAAUCUAGGAAGAACACUAUAAAUCUAAACAUUUUACAGAUAGACUAUGAAGAACACUGAAUUAGACUGUGAAGAACACUGAAUUAAAACAUUAGUGAUAAAGAUUACUUGUAUGAAAAUUUAUCUGCAUUUUGUAUAACUAAGUAAGUUUCUAGUUACCCUUGAAAAAGUAUCCAGUAAACGUAUAGUACAGCUCUUGCUAUAUGCUACUGGCCAUAAAUCAACCUGGAUCAUGAGAUGGGGAACAAGAUAUGCUUGGAUUUUUUCUUAAUCCCACAUAUAAAACAGGGGUGUAUAUUCAGUCCUCUUAGAUGAGUAAAAAAAAAAAAUUUUUUACAUUGGCACUCGACACCUGCAGCACUUUAAUAUCCUGUGAAGAAACAAAUAAUGUUGCAUAUUUAUAAAUUAAUAUUAGUCACAGGUCUAAACACUAAAUUAGCUGUUACUGGCACAAGUCAAUACAUGCACUGUUUUCACAUCCUCUGCAUCAUCAGGACUGAAAUGUUAGGAUACUGGAGAUGUUUGAAUGCAAAUUGUUUAUCACCUCAAAAGUCCCAGGUUCUGAUUGUCAAAAUUUUAAGUGGGACUCCACUAAUGUCAAUCAUAUUUCUGUACUUAUAAUUUAAAUUUUAAAUUGACAUUAGUAGUGGAAUUCUCCAAUUAUAAUGAAUACUGUAGUGCCAUUUAUAUGAUUGGAAGUGUACUCUGUAUUAAAGCUUUAAUUGUUGGAAUUGCAAGGUUUCAGAAGUGCAGAGUAAAUAGGUGGUUUCCUGCCUGAGUGGUGAUGUAAGCAAUAUUUAUAGAUCCUCUCCUCCAUCUGUUUACAUGAUCAUGGUUAAAAUGAGGAAACUAUAGAAAGUAUUUCACUAAUUGUAUAUACAUUGUGAAUCAGUUUAGCUGCUACUUAAUGUACUCGCCUAUUUGUGGUUGCAGGGGUCGAGUUUUAACUCUUGGCCCUGCCUCUUCACUGGUUGCUACUGGGUCCUCUCUCCCCCUGCUCCAUGAGCUUUAUCAAACCUCGUCUUAAAACAAUGUAUGGUUCCCGCCUCCACUACGUCACUUUCUAGGCUAUUCCACUGCCUGACAACUCUGACUGAAGAAAUACUUCUAACAUCCCUUUGACUCAUCUGACUCUUCAACUUCCAAUUGUGACCUCUUGUUUCUGUGUCCCCUCUCUGGAACAUCCUGUCUUUGUCCACCUUGUCUAUUCUGCGCAGUAUUUCACAUGUCGUUAUCAUGUCUCCCCUGACCCUCCUGUCCUCCAGUGUCGUCAGGCCUGACGACACUGCUACUUAAUGUGUGUGCAUGUACGUGUACAAGUACAUGCACAUUUGUAUAUGCACGUACAUGCAUUCACCUAAUUGUACUUAACUACUUGUGGUUGCAGGGGUAGAGUCUUAGCUUCUGGCCAGACUUCUGCUGGCCAUUAUUAGUUUCACUCCUGGCUUUGAGCCCUCGUACCUAAUAAAACUGUAUGAAUUCUGUCUUUACCACUUCACUAUCUAGGUCAUUUCCUUACCUUAUCAUAGAACUCUAAAAGAUUUGCAAGACAGGAUUUAUCUUGAAAACAAUGCUGAUGGUUUAUGAAUCUACUCCUUUCCAAGUGCUCCACUAUUUUCUUCAUAAUCUUCUCCAUACCCUUACAAACUAUUAUGUUUUUGACACAGGCCUGUUGUUUAGUGCCACCUGUCUAUUGCCUUUUUUUGAAUACAGCCUCUCCUCACUUAGCUGCAUACUCGUUUACUGAUGCCUCAGCCUUAUGAUGGGCUUUCUGACCAGUAUUCAUACCUAAAUAAUGUAUAUUAGAGCUAAUUUCCUCUAUUCUGUUUAUAUCAAUAUACAGAACAAUACUGUAUAAACAUUUAAAAAUAUACCAGGAAUAUUAUAGAUGGUGCAAAAGUGACAUUAAAGUAAUAUCAAAGACGGUUGAUACAAACUCACUACUCACUUAGCGACGAAUUCGGUUAACGGCAUGAUCGUAGGAACGGAACUCCAUCGUUAAGUGAGGAGAGGCUGUACUGGGACUACAUUCACUGUUUUUCAGACUGCUGCAGCUGCCCUGGGUCAAAUAAUUUGUUGAAGACUGCUACCAAUGGUUCACACAGUUCCUCUCCUCUCUUGCAGAACCCAGAUAGAUUUUUGUCUGGUUUCAUCACCUUAGAGGUAACUAGUUCACUCAUUGUUUUCUUCACCUGUUCUGUUGUCUGUAUUGUGUACAGUACUCUUUGAAGCACUCGUGGACCCUGGCAGUGUUCCUGAUUCCACUGAGAAUACCUCCCUAAACCGUUCAUUCAGCUCUUCAGACUUCCUGGUCAUUCCUUCACCCUCAUUACCUUGCCCCUUGGUUAUCUUCCUUCUGAUGUGGCUGUACACCAGCUUUUGCUUCAAUUUGGUUUUUGAUGCUAUGUCAUUCUCAAAUUGUUGUUCAGCUUCUCUUGCUCACACACAUUCAUUUCUGGUUUUUCUGCUUGCUUCCCUAUCCUCUGGCAUUUUUUGCUUCCUGUGUGUGUUCCAUAUUCUUGCAUUUUUAGCUUUUACCUCCCUUUACCUCUGUAUGAGCUGUGGGGCUCAUUCUGUUCUUGCUCAUUUCUUUCCAUCUACAUACUCCAUUUCAUUGGUAGCCUUUCCUUCUAGCUCCCUUUCCCAUGGCAUGCUGCUUAGGAAUUGCUUCAUAACAUAGUAUCCUCUGAAAUCAGGUUUGUCCUUUACUUUCUAUGUUCAGUUCCAUAAGGUAUUCGAACCUCAGCACUGCAUGGUCACUAGCAGCAAGGGGCCUAUCAAAUUCGAUGUUCACUACACUAGUCACUUAGGGUGAAUUCAAGGUCCAGCCUCACUGGUUCGUCCCUCUAGUGUCCCUGACGUGUUGAUACGUGGAGUUUUCCAUCACCUCCAGCAACUGAGCUCUUCAUGUUUACAGUCCUCCAUAUGGUUCCAGACUUUUCAAAUUUGUUUCCUUAUGGUUGAAGCCUCCCAUGAUCAGUAGUUUUGCAUUGCCUGUGCGGGCUCUUCUAGCUACCUCUACUAUUAUGUCUAUCAUUGUCUUGUUGCUGUCCUCGUAUUCCUGUCCUGGUCUUCUGUUGAGGGGUGGGUUGCACAUCAUUGCUAUUGUUACCUUGGGUUCCCAGAUUCUGAGUGUAUCUAUUACAUAGUCAUUCAAACCCUUCUCAGUUUAUUCCAUUCAUUGCCUCAAAACUCCACUGGUUCUUGAUUAGCAGUGCUACUCUUCCACCUGCUCUGUUUCUUCUGUCCUUUCUUUUUACAUUUAUUUGAUAUUCUGGGAAAACUACAUCUGUAAUCACCUCCAUGAGCUUAUUCUGGUUUUGCUACAGUCUGGGGAAGUCUCCACUAUUCACUUUUUCCAUUCAUCACUUUUAUUUAUUCCAUUCAUUAGCAUACACUUUCAAUUUUCUCAUCAUUACUGUGUUCGUUUCAUAGGCCCUGUUCUAGUUCUUGUUUGUGUCAGGGAGUGGUUGUAUGGAAGGGUGGAGGUAGUGGUGGUGGCUCUUACACUGGUGGGUUGGGACUAUGGGUAGUAUAAUAUGAGGGUGGAUGGACUGGGAUGAGGGUGGGGUUUGAGAAGGGAUCCUGAACCAGCAGGGGUUAGGAUUGGGGGAGUAGGUGAGGGAGGAUUGGGAGGCAGGGAAUGUUUUCUUUUUUUAAGAGUUAGUGCCUGAGUGGAGAGGGAAGGGGAGGGAUUGAGGGACUAUUGUUGUUGGAACUUCAUGUUAGCCUUCAGAUAGGGCUUGCACCUGGUGGUGCUGAGCAUGGUGUCAACCUGGAGGUGGAGCUCUGUUCCUGUCAUUGCAUUCACUGGUUCUCCAUCCUGUAUUCUACUGUUUCUUAUUCUCUCCCUCAGUUUUCUCUUCUGUGAUGUUCCAUCAUGGUCAGGGCACACACCAUGAUAUCUAAAAGUCCCACUCUAUAGCAAUUUCUUAAGAUCCAAUCUCAUGCCAUUUCUGUUGCCAGGGGUAGUUUGACCAGUCACACAUUGUCUCUUACUUUCUUAUCCUCUGAAAAUUUGCCUCCUCAGCACCUCUGUUUAAUGAUGUUAUGAAUCUCCCUUUCAUCUGCUGCCAAUAUCUCGUUAGUUAUUGUCCCUUCAGCCUCCUGGAGACAAUGGAUAAUUAGUGACACCCUUAUCUCCUCCCAUCUCCUUUCUCUCCUGAAUUCAUUGUCUUCUGUUAUUACUUUCCUGCUUCCAUAUCAUAUCCUUCAUCUUCCUGUUUCCUGAGUAUUUCUGCAAAAAUAUUGCUUGUCCCCUCAGCCCUUGCUACUUGCUCUACUCUUGUACGUGGCACUAUUUCCACCUCACACCUUCCCUUUAUCUCCUUUAUCUUCUCUUUGGCAACAGCCUUUUUCUCUUGUACCAUGCAAGCUUCCAAUACUCUCUUCAUCUUAUCCUCCAUCUCUGUUCCAAGAUAAUUUUUUUUCCUCCUCCCUCCCCUUUCCUUUGUUCAUGUGUUUAAACUCUACCAUCAGUACUUCCCUCUAUCCACGGACUUCCUGGUGGCACCUCAAUAAUAACAACAACAAUAAUAAUGUCCCAUAUAUUUGGUCUCUGGUUUUCCAUUUCUGUUCUCGUGUUUUCCAUUACAAACAGUGUACCAAAAAAAAAAAAAAAAAAAAAAAAAAAAAAAAAAAACUUGCUCCAUGCCUGGAGAGAGAUGAUAAAUCAUACAUGUGUAGGAGGUUCUGAAAAUGGUUGUAAUUUAGUACAUGGUAGACAGCUGUGGGUUGUCUGUUCAUCCAACUGAUAAAACUUACUUGAAUUGGCUGACUUCAUAACAUACCUUACUGUACAAUUUUUUAGUGUAUAAUAUUGAGGAAGGAAGGAAUUUUUUUUUAUCGUACCUUAAAUUCUGUAUUUUAUUGCUUGUUGUUGAAUUAUUUGGAGAGGAUUGUGACUGUUGAGCAGUAAAUGUGCGAGUCAUUUGUUUUAUCAGCUAAUACCAUCAUAGAUU